GAGCCCCUCCUGCCAAUGGGGGCGCAGUCACGCCGGGGCCGCCCGGCCGCGAACGCCCGCGGGGAGCGGGAGAGUGUUUGCUCUGGCUACGGAGCUGGGAGCGGGGUGCUGGUGGCGGGGCUCCCAGCACUUACUCAGUACCCUUCACCGAACCCCUGCCUCGGGCGUGGACUCCCGGAGGAGGCUCUGGGAGCCGGGCUGAGGGCUUGAGCCUAGCGUAUUUGGGAGAACUGAAGAGAGGAGUCUCAGAUGGCUAAAGUCAGGGGCGCCAGUUGGAGAGCCGGUGGCUCCUCCGAUACUCACACGCCCGGAUUUAAACAGUUCAGGGAGGGCCCAGAACCUAGACCUCCACCAGUCAUGGUGGGCUGUGUCGCCCACCUCCCCAGGGCAACCCAGAUCCAGCCCCCAACCUACCCCGGGCCCAUUCCUGUGUGGGCACCCGGACCCUAUCCUUGCCCCACAGAGUGGCCGGCAGCCCCUGGCAGGGAGAGCCAGGGCUGUGAUUGGGGCCCAACAGAAACAGGAUAUUCAGAAGGGGCCUUCUCUCCUGAGGGGCCACAUCUUCAAGCUUCAGACUUCCAGACAAGUCCCAGGGCAUGGACGUGACCCAUUAAGAACAGGCAGUGAGUCUGUGGCAGGGCUG
Symphalangus syndactylus (siamang) is the source of this 643-nucleotide messenger RNA. RefSeq lists its product as uncharacterized. NCBI's taxonomy places the organism in Eukaryota, Metazoa, Chordata, Mammalia, Primates, Hylobatidae. The record is from RefSeq and is a predicted model, not a curated record.